AUGGGAAAUAGCCCGUCUAAAGAUGAUCCCCUACCGAAGUCCUCAUCAAGUAAUAAAUCAAGUAAUGGUGGCAGCUCGUCAUCAUCUUCUACCGUCAGUGGUACUGACUUAGAUCCUGAUGAGAUGGCCCCUGCGCUAUCUCAAUUAAUGAUUAAUGAUAAGUUAAAUUAUAAGAAGAGUAAUUCUCCCCAACGCUCUUCUUCCUUAAAUGUUGGUAACAGUACUAAAUAUAACAAGACUAGCAACAACAACAGCAACAAGACUAAUAGAGUUUUUGAACUUGAAACUUCUUCAACUUCAGUGUCCGCCACAGCCACAACUACGCCUCAAAGAAUACCUUCAGUACGUUCAAGACAAUCGUCAGAGGCUUAUGAUUUUGAUUUAGAAAUUGGCAUGUCGAUGGCCAAAUUGUUGAAGAAUCAACAAGAUUUCCCUUCGUCGUUUGAGUCACUGAACGCGUCCGUUUCUUCUCCUGUAUUCACCACAUUAGGAGUUGAUACUAAAGAUGAAGAUCUGCUUCUGUCAAUUAAUUCAAGUCCAUGUGACACCACCAAGAGUAAUGUCAUUGCUAAUAAACAAUUAUCGCAUCCUGAAAAUAUGUCGACAGCGAAGAAAUUAGACGUUAUCGAUGAAAUUAAUUCAUUAGAAUCUUCUCCUUCAAAUUCAAGUAAACUUUCUCAGGCUAAUUUAAGAAAACAUAACAAAACACUUGUGCAUCAAUUAACCAAAAGAAUUUCCGAUAGUUCUACUUCAAGUGCAUCUGGGUCACCUCCUUUAGUGGGUACUUCUCAAAAAUUGGAAGUUGAUAUUGACGAUAUUAUUGCCAGAUUAUUGGCCACCAAAAAGAGAUCAACUUCUCGUAAAAGCAACAAGACUCGUUUGCCAGUGGAAACCAAUGAACUUAAAUAUGUUUUGGCCAAAAGUAGACAAAUUUUUUUGGAUCAGCCAACUUUAUUAAGAUUAUCACCACCAGUGAAGAUUGUCGGUGAUAUUCAUGGACAAUUUCAUGAUUUAAUCCGUAUUUUCAAUUGUUGUGGAUAUCCACCACAUUCAAAUUAUUUAUUUUUAGGUGAUUAUGUUGAUCGAGGUGAAAAAUCUUUGGAAACCAUUUUGUUAUUACUUUGUUACAAGAUCAAGUACCCGGAAAAUUUCUUCAUGUUGAGAGGUAAUCAUGAAUCAGCCAACAUUACAAAAAUUUAUGGAUUUUAUGAUGAAUGUAAAAGAAGAUUACCAAAUCAUAAAUUAUGGAAGAAUUUCAUUGAUGUAUUCAAUGCCUUACCUAUUGCUGCCGUGAUUAAUGAAAAGAUUUUCUGUGUUCAUGGUGGACUUUCUCCUGAUUUGAAUAAUUUUGACCAAAUUGAAAAUAUUAAACGUCCUACUGAUGUUCCUGAUAAAGGAUUAUUAGCUGAUUUAUUAUGGUCUGAUCCUGAUGCUCUGGUUAAGAAUUUUUCCUUGACAAAUUGGCCGAAAAAUGAUCGUGGAGUUUCUUAUGUUUUUGGUAAGAAACACGUUGAUUAUUUUUGUUCUAAAUUCAAAUUGGAUUUAAUUGUUCGUGGUCAUAUGGUGGUUGAAGAUGGAUAUGAAUUUUUUAAUAAACGUAAAUUAGUCACUGUCUUCAGUGCUCCUAAUUAUUGUGGUGAAUUUAAUAAUUUUGGUGCUAUCAUGAGUGUUGAUAAACAUUUAUAUUGUUCAUUUGAAUUGAUUAAACCAAAUUGA
Candida albicans SC5314 is the source of this 1716-nucleotide messenger RNA. It is a transcript of the gene SAL6, whose product is annotated as Sal6p. The coding region runs from base 1 to 1716 and encodes 571 amino acids. Gene Ontology annotation, cellular component: cytoplasm; nucleus. The record is from RefSeq and is a predicted model, not a curated record. The transcript has a single exon. Gene Ontology annotation, molecular function: protein serine/threonine phosphatase activity. NCBI's taxonomy places the organism in Eukaryota, Fungi, Ascomycota, Pichiomycetes, Serinales, Debaryomycetaceae.